Messenger RNA from Aricia agestis (brown argus), 396 nucleotides. RefSeq names its product cytochrome c oxidase subunit 6C-like (gene cype). The record is from RefSeq and is a predicted model, not a curated record. Bases 98 to 331 code for a protein of 77 amino acids. The transcript is spliced from 3 exons. NCBI's taxonomy places the organism in Eukaryota, Metazoa, Arthropoda, Insecta, Lepidoptera, Lycaenidae.
CAUUUGCUGUCAUUUGUCAAUUUGUCAAGUGUCACUUGUACAAAGUGAUUGCGAUCGAUUUUUCGCCUCAGAAAUUCAUUAUUUCGUGACAAGAAAAAUGGCUGACAAGGCAGUAACGACCCUCCCAAAGCCUCAAAUGCGGGGCUACCUUAAUGCCGCCAUCAAGAGGAACAUCAUAGGGGCUCUCACCUUAGCCGCUGUGAGCGGUUUCCUUUUCAAGACUCUGGUCGGUAAUGAGCGCAAGAGGAAGUAUGCUGAAUUCUACAGGACAUAUGAUGCUGAGAAGGAGUUUGAAGAGAUGCGUGCGAAGGGACUUUUCCAAUCCUGCUAAUUUUUAUUAGAACAUUACUGUAGCCGUAUUAUUAUUAUUUAAAAAUAAAUGUGAUACUAAAAUUG